UUCCCCCCCACCGCCCAUUCCCCAAUUUCCAAUCUUUUUUCAAGGAAAUCAUACAUUGGUGUGGACAUUGGUGUUGUGCAGAGUGAGACGCAUUAUUGGUGAACGACAGUAGAAAGAGCACGUCCACAAGUGUCCCACGUCUCCGCUUAUCCAUCCACUUGCCUUCAUCAGAAGAGAACUGGCGUGCGUGUCCAUUCUCAUAUGCCCCACAAUUCAUUAGCUUGAAGGAAACCACUUAAAAGAGCGUUCUCUUUUUAAUAGCAUCGUUUUAUCAAAAGACGUUUUGUCAAAAGACCCAUAUUCGAUCGAAAGGUUUUCUCCCCAAGUGACUGCCAGUUGUUCCCGGCAAAGUUACCCAUUAUAGAUAUGUCGAAUCAAUCGUGGCAGAGAAAUCUGCCAGGCCAACAAGGCCAACAACAACCUGGUCAUCAGAGCCAGCAGCCAAUCCAACAGCAACUCCAAAACGCCCUUCCAUUCUUAAGCAAUCAAAUCGGCCUUGGUCAACCCGGAAACCAGCGAAUGAAUCCAUUGGGUCCUCUCGGUAAUGCUCUAGCUGGCGCUGUCAAUCCAUUACCAAAUGUCAUGCCGACAUCAGCUCCUGCUGGAGCUCCAUCCCAAGCCAAUGCUCUGCAAGCGAUGCUUCAACAGCUUCAGCAACAGCAACAGCAAAUGCAGAGGCCUCAGUCUCCUGCCACACAGCAGACCGCGACUUUCGGUCAGCAAGGGCACCCCGCAUUUGGUCAACAGCAAGCACCAGUAGCUGCCGUGCAAGGCUCUCCAUUUGGGGCAUCAGGUGCCACCGCAACAGGAUUGCAGCCUGCUGCCCAAACUCAAACCGCUACAAAUGUUCAGAAUUUGACGCCACUCCAACAAGCGCAGCUCCAACAACUUCAACAACUCCAACAGCAGCAGCAAUUGGCACGGCUUCUCGUGGCGCUGCUUCCGAAUGCUCUUCAGGGGGGAAAUUUGGGAGUGCAAAAUCAGCAGCUUCCUCUGGGCCAGGCUUUAGGAGCGGGUCAGAAUGCUGCCAUGCUCAACCUGACCGGUGCACAACAGCCAGGCAUGCCUGGCACUGCAGUUGCACACAGUGAAGGUAGUGUGGAUGAUCGACGUGGUCGAGGUGCCCGAGGCGAUGGUGAUUAUAGAGAUCGUAAGAGAGAUUACCGGGAUGACAGUAGGGACCGAAAAGGUCGCAGAGACCGAAGCAGGGAAAGAAGUCCUGAUCGAGGCAGACGGCGCUCAGACCGCAGGCGAGAUUAUCGCAGCGAUAGUGAUUCCGAUUCCUCAUACUAUGAUUCCAGGUAUGGUUCCCGAAGGAGCAGCCGGGAGCGCGGCCGGAAGUCUUCGCCAUCUUCAAGGCGGCCAGGAAGUCCCCCUUCGUCGGAUAUGCAAGAAGGUUCAUUGCAAACACGUCAUUUAUGGAUUGGCGAUUUACCACCUGACGCAAAUGAAGCCGAGCUGCGCCAAGUGUUUGAGCGACAUGGAGCCAUUUCCGAAAUCAAAAUCUUACCUACUAAGAAGGGCGGGCGAUCGUCCUGCUUUCUAGCAUAUGCCACAAAGCAAAGUGCGACUAAAUGCAUGGCAGCAGAAAAUGUGAUUCGCGGCAGACCCACAGUAUGUCGUAUCAAUAGCAGAUUCCUCAACGUUGUUGAGCCAGAUGAGCAUGAGCUCAAACACAAGCAAGCUGGCUUCCGGGAACAAAAUGCUGCUCAGGGCUACUUGCAUGUGCGGGGAUUGAGGCAUGGCAUUUCCAGGGAAGACUUGAUGCAAGAGUUCCAUAAAUUCGGAAAAGUGGUGGAGGUCCGCAAGAAACCAGACUCUGACCAAGCCAUCGUUGAAUUUGAAUCAGCGGCUGACGCAACAAAAGCCAGGAACCUUGUCAGGGCCACUGAACUAUGGGGUCCAAGGGCUGGCGUUGAGCUUUUGAGUUUUGGUGCUGACUCCCAGAUUUCAAGAUUUGGCGGUGGUCCAGAUGCCGGUCCGGGACAAAAGAGUGCUGUUCACAUUGUAGAGAAGUCCGGAUCUGUUCCACACCGUCAAUUUGGAUCAUCAAGGGGAAAUGACGACACAUCUAAGCCAAUGCAACGGACGUUCCGCGAAAAACGCCCACAACAUGAAACGGCAUCACUUUAUCUUCCAAUGGUUCCUCCUGACUUGGACCGUGGGGAACUUGCUAGGGUUUGUGAGCCAUUUGGGCCAAUCGAGUCCUUACGUAUUAUUCCCGGAAGGUAUACACAGCACUCCAUGGCAUUUGUCAACUUUUUUAGCAUUGAAUCUGCCAAGAGCGCGCUGGAAGACUUGACCGGGAAAUAUUUGUUUGGUAUGCGCGACCCAAUGAAAGUGGAAUUCGCCCAGAGCACAGGUGCGCGACGCCGCGAUAAUGCUGGGCAACCAGCACAGACAAGCCGAUUUUCUACCAAUCCCCGAGAUGGUGCUUCCCAUGAGCCGUCACAAAAGACUGAGUCCCCAGAUGCGCCGGCAGUUGUAAUUCGCAAUUUCAGUCAGAGGCUGAGUGGUCGUGAAAUUUCCGAGAAUCUUCACAAAGUUCUUGGUUCAAAGUUCUCAGCGAAGAAAGAUAUUGCCCUCUUCAAUAUUGCUUCUCUCGAGAAUUGCUAUGCGGUAGUGACUCCAUUGAAUCAAUGGGAAGCAGAAAAUACUGUCCGUGAUUUGGACAACAUGGAGUUCUUUGGGUCGCCUCUCUCUGCCCAGUUGUCCACCGUCCGAGAUGCAAUGAGUGGAGCAUCAAAUGAUCUCAACACUGCCAAUAUUCUCGUUAGCAUGAGCGAAGUUCAUCGAAUCGUUCCGAUUGUUACAUACCAGCCGGCGUCAGAGGACAUCUUUGAGAAGAUAACGUAUGGCGUUCUGCAUGUAACGAACUUGCCUCCAAGUAUCACCCAAAACAUUCUUACAACCGAAUUUGGCAAGAUUUCACCGGUGUUGUUCUGUGAACUGACCAUCCAUGACGGUGUUGGAGCUGAGGCUUUCCUGGGGUUUGGAACCAAAGAUGCAGCUGUCAGCGCCAGAGCUCAAAUGAACAAUACCGAACUUGAAGUACCAGGUUUUGAUAAACGACCCGUUCACAUAGAAUAUGCGGAGACGCACACAUCCCUAAUUCGUAUCCGUACCCGCGGACACAUUCCGCGGGAGGAACUUACGCGAGUUUUCAGCCGAUACGGCACUAUCAAGAAUCAAUUGCAUGUGCUGGAUGACCUGCGAUCCGCGUUCAUACAGUAUGACACUGUCGAAAGUGCUCAAAGAGCCGUGGGAGGGAUGCGCGGCGAGACUGUUGGUGGCUUUCAGGAUGAGCUUGCAGUAGAUUACUACGAUUCGCGAGUGGAAGCUGCCAAUGCUGGGGGCUUUCAAGGAGCGGGUCUAUCAUCGGAGGGCGGACAGGAAGCUACGGCAGCUAAUGGCGAGAACUGGUACGAGCCUGGUGAGGACGAUGACGAUGGUGAGGUGAUCAUGGAGGGACACGUCAUUCCUGUCAUGAACCCCUCGGAAGGUCCAGCAGUUGGGAUGCCAUCUGAAGACGAGAAACCUGCAACGGUAGAUGCGCUCGAACACACUGCCCAUCAACCCGUUGGUGGCAUGGCCACGGAUAUGGACUACGAGCAGCAGCCCACACCAGUGGCCUCGCACGAAACUUCCGUCAGCAGCAACGUGCCGAGCCCCUCAACAUCACAGGCUCCUGCUUUCCCAGCACCACAGCCAAAUUUGCCAGAAAAUGGCAACGGACUUCCGAUACAAUCUCUCAACGAUUCUCAGGCUGCACUACAGGUACUGAACGGUUCUGAACCCACGGCAAUGGAAAUCACAUCGACGGAAUCCCUUCCACCACAUUAUUCUCCCUCCGCAUUUCCUCCCGCAUCACAUCAGAUCCGCAUUGCAUUGAAAACAAAGCAAGCCACAGUAGAUGUUCAUCUAUUGAGUGGCAAUCCUGCGCUUUUUUCUUCCCUCCCGGCACCACCAGAUUUCAUAAAGUUGACGCAGCGUUUCGUCAUUGCUUCCAGCACUAUUGAAGAAUGGGAACCUAUGCUCACUGCUGAUAAAGCGAGUCAGUGGUCGGUCGGAGUUGCUCUGGCUGCCCCUGGCGAAGAUUCCAGCCAUUUUAGCUGGAUUGUGGACUACUUUGCCUCAAAAGAGACUGGCGGGAUCGCAUAUAUGAAUGGCGCAAACGUGAAAAUUCUGCCUCCCAGUGCAAUUGCGAACGAACUUUUGGGGAAGUUUGCUGCGGAUGCGAGUAUCACCCAACAGGUGUCAGCCGCGGGCAAAUUUCUAUUGAUGGUAUUGAAAGACAAUGUUGAGCAGGACCAGAUGCAGUGACAAACAUGUAUAAACAGCCGUCCUAUUUUUGCGUAAUAAAUAAUGUACAUUUGAGUUUCAUCGAUGUGACAGA
Messenger RNA from Spizellomyces punctatus DAOM BR117, 4396 nucleotides. RefSeq lists its product as uncharacterized. NCBI's taxonomy places the organism in Eukaryota, Fungi, Chytridiomycota, Chytridiomycetes, Spizellomycetales, Spizellomycetaceae. The record is from RefSeq and is a predicted model, not a curated record. The transcript has 5 exons. Bases 367 to 4323 code for a protein of 1318 amino acids. Gene Ontology annotation, cellular component: ribonucleoprotein complex. Gene Ontology annotation, molecular function: RNA binding.